UGCGACUGCGCGGGCAGCGUGUGGUGCGUCCAUCGCCGUUGACCUUUGCACACGUCGACUGCGCCUUGCUCCUCGUUUCCGUGUGCAGGACUGUAAGCAGAGAAAAGGGGCCACCUUUCGACGGAUGUCUUCAGCUUCUUCGUCGGGUGCGACGGCAGCGGAGCAACGGGUCCGUGUCCACGUCGCGGCCCUGGAGGGCGGCGGAGAGGGUAGACGUGAUGUGUUGACGCCCCGUGAGCUGCAGGCCGUGGCGGCGGCCGUGUCCACGAUCGUUCUUCGAUGUCAACAGGAGAGGGCGUUGGGGCGACUGAAGGAGCAGUUGCGCGUGCGUAGACGGAGGACAUUGACGCAAAAUCCGGACGAUGGGGUCAAAUACGUGGCGACGUCGGAGGCUGUUGUUCAGUUGUGCUACGUGUUGGGUUGCGGAGUGAUUCCUCGUGCGACGGCACGGUGGUGGGUGAAGCGCAGGACAGGAGGCACGUGGGAAGACCUCAGGCAAUGCGACGACGUGACAGACGACUACUUCCGGGAUAAGCUACGAAUGUCGCCGCGAGUGUUCCAAGAGAUCGCAGAGGCGUGUGCGCCUCAUCUUCAGCGGCGGGUCACGUUCUACAGGGAGCCUUUGCAGUCGGACUAGAUUGUGGCGUACUCACUGUACAGGUGGGCUACAAGGGAGACGUACGAGAGCAGCACGUGCAACUUCGGGAUUGGACGAACUUCUGGCCUGGUUGCCGUCCGCGACGUUACUGCCGCGCUGUUAAGGGUGUUCGGAGAGAAGAUCGCGUGGCCGACUGGAGUUCGUAAACUCGUGGUUCUGCAGGCGUUCGUUGAUAAAGGGUUCCCCAACUG
Molecule: messenger RNA, 849 nt
Organism: Chara braunii
Lineage: Eukaryota; Viridiplantae; Streptophyta; Charophyceae; Charales; Characeae
Source: the annotation of a GenBank genome assembly